CCCAGAAUUUCUGUCUGAAAUAUAUUGUGGGGUUUAUCUAUUUUUUAUUUUUGGUUUUUUCCAAAACAACUUUUUUUUUUUUCCUUUCAAUUUUUUCAACUUCCUAGUUGAAGACGACGUGUAAAGCUGAAAACAUAAAAAGGGUGUUUUUGUUUAUUUUGCUUAUUUUGCUUAUUUUUGGUGUUUUGGAUGAUCUGUAUUUUCCCUUGUUCAGUGGAUUUGUUGUUGAAAGGGGGUUUUGAGAAUAUUUUGGUGAAGAUUUUGAAGCUGAGAUUUUUCUGGUGAAGUACUACUCCUAUGGCUGCUCAAUUGCAGAAACCUGCGGAUGAACUUGUUAGGAAGAAACCUCAUGGUGAUUCUUCAACGGUUGAACUCAAUAAUUCCAACAUGGUUCCUUCAAAGGGUGGAAGCUCUCCAUCAGAUGCAAGAUCAUGUGUGUCAUCUGUAGGAGAUGCAUCUGGGAGUGGUAAAGAAGGAGAUGUGGAUCAUGAGUACCUUGCCAUGGAUCAGAGUGUUCCUUUUCCUGGUGGUGGCUAUUAUGGCUACUACUAUCCAGGUUAUGGUGGUUUCUUUGGAGAGCCAGAUAAUCAAGGAUACUAUGUUGGUGCUGAUGCAGUUGAUCUUCAGUAUCCUGUUGUGCCAGCAGAUAAUGGAUCUUAUGCCUAUCUCAUGCCAGGAUUUCAGACUGGCUACUCUUCAUACUUUGCUCUGAAUACAGCUGGCGUCGACGGGCAGUAUGUUGGCCAUCAAGUGUAUCCCCCUGGCUCCAUAUUCCAACAACCAAUUGGUUCACCUGGGUACUUCUCGGCUUCUCUACCUUAUGGGGAGUUUCUGCCGUCAACACAUUUGUGGGAUUUGUCUUCAACCACACAAGAUCGGUCACAAGGUGAUGGCCGUAAUGAGUUUUCCGGGAAACCAAGUGGUAGAACCAAUUUGUCUACACAGAAUCAUGCGGGUGGUAUAGUGUCAAAGUCCCCACAUGCAGCUAACUUAACCAAUCAAUUGGAAGCGAAGGGUUCAACCCCAUCGUUGGAUGUAUUGUCAACUCAUGUUAAGCCAAAACAAGUUAACAAGGCACCGUUUUCGGCCCUCCAUUCAGAAACAAUGGCAAAGGGUUGUUUGUCUGUCGCCAAAUUUCCAACAUACAAUCAAGGGAAGAGUGGAUACCUCUAUCCGAAUAACUUGCUUAACGUGAAAGCAUCUACAAAGAGUUGGGUUAGUACUGACAAGUUAAAACUGCGAAGCAAGGUUAAUGGUUCGCUCAAUGAGCAAAAUCAGGGUCCUAGAACGACUAAUGUGAAAGGUUCAUCUGUAUCUGUGGGAGCUGGGAGUGGAAAUGCUAGUAGCAAAAUCAGGAUAGAUCUAUAUAACAGUCCUGAUUUUGUGACCAAAUAUGAUCAUGCACUUUUCUUCGUCAUCAAAUCAUACAGCGAAGAUGAUGUCCAUAAGAGCAUCAAGUACAAUGUGUGGGCAAGUACUCCUAACGGGAAUAAGAGGUUGGAUAGUGCAUUUCAGGAUGCACAAAAGCGGAUGGAAGAGAAAGGAAGCAAGUGCCCCGUAUUCCUUUUCUUUUCGGUCAAUGCCAGUGGUCAAUUUUGUGGAGUAGCCGAGAUGACCGGGCGAGUCGAUUUCAAUAAAAGUAUGGAUUUCUGGCAACAAGACAAAUGGAAUGGAUACUUCCCUGUCAAAUGGCACAUCAUAAAGGAUGUUCCAAAUCCUCAGCUACGACAUAUAAUCCUAGAGAAUAACGAUCAUAAGCCAGUAACAAAUAGUCGAGACACACAAGAGGUGAGUUUUGCGCAAGGUAUCGAAAUUCUCAACAUCUUUAAGAACUAUAUAGCAAGAACAUCCAUAUUGGACGAUUUUGAAUUCUAUGAGAGCCGCCAGAAGGUCAUGCAGGAAAAGAAAAUGAGGCAGUCUGUGCCCCACGCCAACAUGCAGCAUGUAGAUGAAUUAACAACUACACUUGAGUCAUUAGACAUAUCAAAUGUGAAGAACAACAACAUGAUGCAGGAUCCGAAGUUGGUUGAGAAAGUGAAAGAUUGAAGUGUUGGGGUUGAUGCUCUUUCCAAUGGACCCCGCCACGUCAGCAUGCCGGUUAAGAUUGUUACAGCCAGUACAGUUUGGCACUUCCACUUGGACUAAAAGUCUAAAAAGUAAGCACAACAUGAAGUUCUCUUUAGGCCAUAAAAAUAAAAGGAAAAACAAUGUUGGUGAUGCUUUUAGGAAGGAAAAAAAAAAAGACAAAAAACUUGUGAGGGGAAAUUGAUGGAUGCAUUUCCAAAAUUGUACAAAAAAAGUUUACAAAUUUAUGGAGUUUUUUUAGAGUUAGUGAAAUGGACCCGUCGCUGAUUGAUGCCAUUUUACAAAGGUGCUAUAACCUGAGGGCAUAAGUUCCUUUGUUUUCAUUUUAUUUUAUUUUAUUUUGCACAUCCUUCUUGUUUC
Messenger RNA from Arachis ipaensis, 2445 nucleotides. RefSeq names its product YTH domain-containing protein ECT2. The record is from RefSeq and is a predicted model, not a curated record. Gene Ontology annotation, biological process: mRNA destabilization. Gene Ontology annotation, cellular component: cytoplasm. Gene Ontology annotation, molecular function: mRNA binding. Lineage: Eukaryota; Viridiplantae; Streptophyta; Magnoliopsida; Fabales; Fabaceae.